Molecule: messenger RNA, 1440 nt
Organism: Thyridium curvatum
Lineage: Eukaryota; Fungi; Ascomycota; Sordariomycetes; Thyridiales; Thyridiaceae
Exons: 1
Coding region: 1-1440 (479 amino acids)
Source: RefSeq, a predicted model, not a curated record
AUGCGGGCCUCAGCAUCCCUCGUCAUCCUCUCGGCCCUCGCUGCCAACCUGGCCUCGCCCGCCAGAGCUUCCUGCGGAAGUGCUUGCGACACCUGCAGCCCUGUGGACGAGGACGUCAUUGAGCGCGACGUCAUUGUGGUCGGCGGCGGCGCCUCAGGCACGUACUCGGCCAUCCGCCUGCAGGACCUCGGCGCCAGCGUCGUCUUGAUUGAGAAGGAAGGCCGCCUAGGCGGACACCAAAACACAUUCAUCGACCCGGCCUCGGGCGCCGCCAUCGACUUUGGUGUGCAGGGCUUCGCCAACACGAGCGUGACGACCAACUUCUUCGCCCGCUACGACAUCCCCAUCGAGCCCUUCAUCUUUGGCGCCGACAAUACCACCUACGUCGACUUUGACACGGGCGCCGUAGCCGCCAAUUAUACGCCCAACUUCAAUUUCUCCUCCUACGCCGCCUUCCUGUCGCGGUGGCCCGACGCCGCGCCCCGGGGUUUCAGCUGGAUCCCCUAUCCGGUGCCCGAGGACCUGCUCCUGCCCUUCGGCGAGUUCAUCGAGAAGUACGGCCUGCAGGAGCAGGCGUGGGUGAUAUGGUGGAUUGCCAACGGCGUGGCCAACCCGCCGUUCCUGCAGCAGACGACGCUCAACAUCAUGAAGUACUUUGACAGCGUCUUCAUCGACGCCGUCCGCUACUCCGGUCCGGGGUCUGGCGGCGUCCCGGACAUGACGACGAGCAAGCACGACAACGGCGCGCUGUACGCCGCGGCGCACAACGAGCUCGGCGAUGACAACGUCCUGCUCGAGUCGACCGUCGUGUCGGGCACGCGGGGCGCCGCCGGCGUCGAGCUGGUGGUCGCGUCGCCGAUCGGCAGCGUCACGCGCGUGCGCGCCAAGCGGCUUGUGCUCACGAUCCCGCCGACCCCGGGCAACAUGGAGCCGUUCGGGCUCGACGCCGCCGAGCGGGGCGUCUUCGGCCGCUUCACGCACAGCGCCUUCUACGUCGGCGUCGUCAACACGACGGGGCUCCGCCAGGGGCAAAAGUACCGCAACAUCAAGCUCGACGGCAGCGUCAAGUACAACGUGCCGCAGAACGGGAAGUACGAGAUCCUGCCGACCGUCGUGCCGGGCAUGUUCAUGUACUGGUUCGCGUACGAGGCCGAGCAGACGCAGGCGGCCGUCGAGGCCGAGGUCGCGGCCGUGGUGAGCCGGCUGGAGCAGGGGAAGGGCCGGGUGGUCAACUUCCCGGCGUUCGCGAGCCACUCGCCGUUCAAGAUGCAGGUCGGCGCCGAGGACAUUGCGGCCGGGUUCUACGAGGACUUCUUGGCCCUGCAGGGGCAGAAGAGCACGUGGUAUGCGGGAUCGGCGAUCCUGACGCACAACUCCGGGGAGCUCUGGAACUUUACGCACCACCUGAUGCCCGAUGUUGUCAAGGGUGUCCUUAAGUGA